ACAAGGGAGGGUGAAACUGCACUUCCCAACUUCUCUCUAUACUAUUCUGCUUGCAUAAUACACUCUGCAAUAUUCUGCAAUACUCUGCAGACACAUCUGCAAUACUCUGCAGGCACCUCUCCUCUGCAUUAUUCUGCAAUACUCUGCAUACACAUCUGCAAUACUCUGCAGGAACCUCUCACCUGCAAUACUCUGGAGGAACCUUUCCGCUGCAAUAUUCUGCAUGCACUUCUCCUAUGAAUUAAUCUGAAGUACUCUGCAGGCACCUCUCCUCUGCAAUAUUCUGCAGGCAUCUCUCCUCUGCAAUAUUCUGCAGGCAUCUCUCCUCUGCAAUAUUCUGCAGGUACCUCUACUCUUCAUUCCACUUCAGUGUACCAUUGCCCCUCACCAUUCAUCACUUCUCUGGACACCACUAGGAGGACAGAUGGGCUGGAUGAUGAUCCCUCUUAGCAACUGUUUCCUAGGUUUCCUACUUUUGUGUGCCCCCCACCCAGGGUCUUCCUGGUAUAAGCACUCUGCCAGCCCACGGUAUCACACUGUGGGCAGAGCCUCUGGACUCCUCAUUGGAGUCCGGCGUUCCCCGUACUUGUGGAAGAGAGAAAGCUUUCCGCCCAGCCUCCAGGGGACAGAAGAGGGGGAAGGGGUAAAUCACGGACUUUGGGAUGGUGCAGGAACAGAGCACCAGCUGUAUCCCGAUCCAGGAGAGAACAGAAGCUUAGUUGAGAAGUUACAGUCUGAGAUCAUGGAGAGGGCUCUGGAGGAGAAGAGAAGUCCUAAAGCCAAAGGAACAAUUCAUGGUGAAAAGAGCACAAAACCAGGUGGAUGGAGGACAUAUAAGGGAAUAGGCGAAGAGAGAAGCCUGGAAGGACAAAGUUGGAUGACCAAGCACCCAGGAGAUGAGGAGAAAAGUUUGGAAGAACAAAUUUGGGUGACAAAGUACCCAGGAGAUAAGGAGAGAAGUUUGGGAGGACAAAGAUGGGUGGCCAAGUACCCAGGAGAUGAGGAGGGAAGCCUGGGAGGUCAAAGUUGGGUGGUCAAGUACCCAGGAGAUAAGGAGAGAAGUCUGGAAGGUCAAAGUUGGGUGACCAAGCACCCAGAAGUGGAAAGAAGCUUGGGUGAACAAAGUUGGUUGCCCAAGCACCAAGGAGAUGAGGAGAGCCUGGGAGGACAAAGUUGGGUGACCAAGCACCCAGGAGAUGAGGAAAAUAGCCUAGAAGGACAAAGUUGGAUGACGAGGCACCUAGGAGAUGAGAAGGGAAGCCUGGGAGAGCACACACUCUUUAUUAAGGAGCAGGGAGAAGAUAAGAGGACCUUAGAAAGUAGUUGGGUGACUAAGCAGCCUUCAGAUGUGGCCAGAAGCAUGGAAGAUGGACAGGCUGUGGUAGCCAGGACCCCGGAUAGAGCUAUAAGGACAAUCCAGGUGGAGUCUGGCCAGAGGAGAAGAUCCAGUGGAGCGGACAUCCUGUCUAUGCUGCUGAAGAUGCACCUGCAGGCAGCGAGCAGGUCUCUCCCAUGGAGAACACAGACCCAGGCAGACAAAAAGGCACUUUACCCCAAGUCCAACACUGCUAAAUGGAUCAGCUGUGACGACUUCACUUUGACUUUCCAGAAGGCCCUGUGCCAAGGCAGCCUACGGUUCCGAUCUCACUCACAACCACAGCCCUGGAAGGCCGAAGCCUGAAGCGGAGGAACCAAACAUUCAUUUAUGAACUUAAACCAAGAUAUGCAUUCUGAAGCUCACGUGGGUCUUUUCACCAACCAUCUCUGAGAAGCCAUAGCUGGCAUCAGGGUGGAAUUAUGAGGACUCGUAGUCCUCCGAUUGCUAUAGAUCACACUCUCCAGCACAGAGCACAUCUUACAUCUGUGUAAAUACAUUUAAAGAAUUGUUACUUUGCAGUUUGUUAAGUUGAAUGCUUUAAAAUAAAAGUGUUUUGUGUUCAGCAGAAUACACUUGUUAAAUUCUGUAUGCGUAGAAACAGUGGUGUGCAGCCAACAUCUCCCUUUAUGUACUAAUCUCUGGUGUCAUAGUGCAUUUUCACAGAGCAAACGAUUAAAGGGACUCUAGUCCUAGGUUUUAUUUUUAGUUUAUAUUUGUGGAAUGUAAAUAUUAAAGA
Molecule: messenger RNA, 2114 nt
Organism: Pseudophryne corroboree (corroboree frog)
Lineage: Eukaryota; Metazoa; Chordata; Amphibia; Anura; Myobatrachidae
Gene: NPW
Product: neuropeptide W
Exons: 2
Coding region: 425-1681 (418 amino acids)
Biological process (GO): feeding behavior; G protein-coupled receptor signaling pathway
Molecular function (GO): G protein-coupled receptor binding
Source: RefSeq, a predicted model, not a curated record